GGCCGAUUUCCACGGCAACGGGAGACAACAUGGCGUUCUCCCGCCGGUGAACAAGUGCGAGUUGCUGUCCCCACGGCGCCUUCCCGCGGUUUGUGUAAGGUCAUUUCAUCGUUUGUUUCACAGAAAAGGAACAGCUGCUGCCGAAGAGCGUUUUGUGAAUAGUUUGGAGCCGGCGAUGGCGGCCGGGAUGGACGAGGAGAGCCUGCAGGAUCUAUACUCCUGGGUAGACACCUUCCAUCUGUCCAGGGCCAGGCGCAACGUUGCCAGGGACUUCAGUGAUGGAGUUUUAAUUGCUGAAGUGGUGAAGUUUCAUUUCCCUAAACUGGUCGAGAUGUACAACUACACACCAGCCAAUUCAACACAGCAGAAAUUGAACAACUGGGCUCAUCUGAACAGGAAAGUUUUCAAUAGACUCAACUUCUACAUUCCCGAUGACGUAGUUCACAAGGUUGCCCAAUGCUCCCCAGGAGUUGUGGAGCUCGUGCUGAACACAUUACGGCUGAAGAUCGGUGAGAAACUACAACAGAAAAAGAAUAAGGUGGCUUCAUCACCACAGGACCUUGAGUAUUAUAACACAACAAUGGAGGAAGAUUCAGGUCAGUUUCAAACAUCACCACGAUCUAAGGAUUAUGCAACAUGGGACCAUCAUUAUAAUCAACUACACGCUGACUAUCCAGUAUCAAGUUCAACAAAGUCACAACCUGGAUGUGCACAGAAGAACCAACUAAGCCCAGAGAUACGCAUCUUAAUAGAGGAGAAGGAACAGGCCCUGCUGGCUUUUCAGGAAACCGUUCAGAUACUCCAGGUGAAAGUUCGCCGACUUGAGCAUCUUCUGUACUUGAAAAACAUUCGCAUCGAUGACCUCACACGACGUGUGCGACAAGCUGAACACAGAUGAAAGUACCUGUGCAUUCUCCUCCCAUCUCAGCCAUGACAAGCGUGUUUAAAACUCUUGCAGAUCAGUGUUUUAAAGGAUAAGGAUGACAAAAGUUGGUGAUAUUUCCCAGCCUAACAGAAGAUGUAGGGCAGAUACUUAAUAAGUAUAAUGAAACAUAGCAGCAGCUGUGUAAUUCAGGCAAUGUGGCCAAGCCCGAACCCAUUCUUACCUGACGUUGACAUUUAGGGACCCUGUCAUUAAACUGCUAGGUUGUGACAGUAUUUUUCCCAUAUCUAAUUCAGUAUGCUGAACCUUUUUAUAUUAUUAUCUCUCUUGAAAUUCAUUAAUGGUAUGAGGGUAUCACUGGCUCAGUCAACAUUUUUAUUACUUACCCCAGCGAGCAUUUAAGAGUCAACCACAUUCUGUGUGGGUCGGGAGUCACAUGUAGACCAGAUCAUGUAAGGAUGGCAGUUUCCUUCCCAAAAGCACAUUAGUGUACCAGCUGGGUUUUUCGGGAUAAUCUGCAAUGGUUUCAUUGUCAUCAUUACACCCUUAAUUACAGAUUUGUGUUGAAUUCAAAUUCCAUUAACUGCCACUGGCAAGAUUGAACCCAGGUCCUCAGGACAUUACCUGGGUUUCUGUAUUAUCAGUGCAGCAAUAAUACCAUUCAGACCACUGCCUUCCCUUCAAUCAGAAGGAUAACUGAGAUCAUCAAGCUCAGAAUCAACCUUGAGAAUGAUGAGCUAAACUCCAACACAUUAUAUUCCACAAAACUAUACUGGAACCUAGUGAUUGUGUCACAUUUACAGCUCUCGCUUCAGCUAUUAUUAUGAUAAUAGUGGUUUAUCACAAGAUAUGACACAGAUGAGAAGGCCCUUGAGUGAUAAUGGGAACUGCAGAUGCUGGAGAAUCCAGGAUAAUAAAGUGUGAAGCUGGA
Stegostoma tigrinum is the source of this 1814-nucleotide messenger RNA. RefSeq names its product sperm flagellar protein 1-like. The record is from RefSeq and is a predicted model, not a curated record. Gene Ontology annotation, molecular function: microtubule binding. The transcript has 7 exons. NCBI's taxonomy places the organism in Eukaryota, Metazoa, Chordata, Chondrichthyes, Orectolobiformes, Stegostomatidae. Gene Ontology annotation, cellular component: axoneme. Bases 176 to 898 code for a protein of 240 amino acids. Gene Ontology annotation, biological process: regulation of cytoskeleton organization.